Messenger RNA from Doryrhamphus excisus (bluestripe pipefish), 4533 nucleotides. The record is from RefSeq and is a predicted model, not a curated record. NCBI's taxonomy places the organism in Eukaryota, Metazoa, Chordata, Actinopteri, Syngnathiformes, Syngnathidae.
GGAGGAGAGAACAGAAGUUGGCUAUUAAUGAGGACGAGGAGGACAGGUGAAGACGACCGGCAAGUGUUUUUAAUUUUUGUUUACAUGUGAUACAUGUGUUUGAUACACAUGUAUCCACAACGCGAAGGACUGAAGAAGAUGUUGUGCGUGUGGCUUAAGUGGACACUUUGCCUUCUCGGGCUCAUUACAAUGGGAACAAGCUCACCCGAACAUGUACCAGCUGAUUCUGAUUAUGGCAGCGAGUUCGGUUCCGGGAAGCUGCAGACAGAUGAGGUGAACAUUCUGAAGGAGUUUUUCAUUCAGGUGCCCAACAGUCCAAACACAUCCGUGAUUGUGGAGGAUGGCAGGUGUCCAAUCCUCCAGGUGGGGCAGUACUCCAGCUUGACUCUCCCGCUCAUGCAGCUCUUCCCCGAUAGGUUGACAGAUUUCAGUCUGCUGGUGCAGCUAAAGAGUCCUCAGCAAGUUGAGAGCAGCGUGUUCACCAUGCUGAGCCCUGACCACCAUAUUGUGCUGCAACUGCGAAUCAGUGCUAUCGCCAUUAUCCUCAUUUCAUCACAGCGGUGGCACUACGAGUUUCCCAUUGGCGGUCUCACUGAUGGAAAGUGGCAUUACGUGGCAGUCAGUGUUUCUGCACAGCGGCUGAAGAUAUUUGUCGACUGCACUCUGCUAGAAAGUGUGCCGUGGGUCUACCAAGAUUUGGGGAUCAGCACUGAUGGGCUCUUCUUCAUUGGAGGCAUCAUUGACGGCUUUGAGACUCCAUUUAAAGGGCAUCUGCGACAGUUUACCUUCCUUCAGGACAACCCAGAGGCUGCUCAGCAACACUGCAGCCACCACCCACCGCGGUGUGAUGAGGCCACCAUUAAACCUACAAGCUCCCGACACAACAAUGCUUUGGAGCAAAAUGUGCUACGGCGUCGAGGAGCCACUCGAGGAGAUGGGACUCUGCCUUCACGAACCAAUGGUAAAGGUUCAGUGGAUAUCUUUGUUGUGGAUGAAGACACUGAAUUAUUGGACCUGAUCUCGCCCAUGGGUGGACAAGUCAACCCUUCAUGGAAGCCUUUUCGAAACGAACAGAAGGAGAAGCCUGAUGUGCCGUCAAAGCAUUUGGACGACAACAUGACUACAGAUAAAAAGGUUGACCCCGGUGGGAGGACUUCCCCAACUUUCCCAGGCAAACCCUCGGAUAACAUUAUUCAUCUUGACGAUGGAAAUGACCCCAAAAAACCUUUUCCACCUAAAUUCUCCCUGAUACCCUUUAACUCUACCAAACAAAGGGAGGACGCUGAUGAAUGGGUCUCAACUACGCCUCAUUCUAUCUACCAAAGUCCAGUAGAUGAACAAGUUAGAUGGAUAACCAAAGAAAACACCUCGUACAUCCAUCAUCCUGCUAAGCACAAAGGGGAACUACCAAGUAAGAGCCAGUCUGGAACUAUUCCCAUCAGGUCUAAAGAUGGAGAUCUGGUUCUGGGCUCAGAUGGUAAACUGUAUCAUCUCAAAUCUGGACCACCAGGCAGAAUGGGUCCUCCUGGGCAGGAAGGUUUCCCCGGAGAACCUGGCUUGCUUGGGUUUAAAGGUGAUAAGGGAAAGAUCGGCCCUGAAGGGAGUCCGGGAAAAAGGGGUGAGCGAGGACCUCCAGGAACACCAGGUUUACCAACCCUUUACCUUUGGCGUAACACUGCCGAAGAAUGGGCUGCCUUCCAGAAAACUAAUUUCUACCAGUUGCUUCGUGCUGGUUGGCCUAGUAAUGAUGGUCCCGCUGGACCACCUGGUGAGAUCGGCAAGACUGGCAUGCAGGGCCCUCCUGGUGAACCGGGGGAACGUGGGCGACCAGGGAUGCCAGGAGAGAUGGGUGAGCGGGGACCGAGGGGCCCUCCAGGAAGAGCUGGGGCCCCAGGCAGAGAUGGGGAGGAUGGAGAGGAUGGUCAGCCUGGGUCACAUGGUAUUGAUGGGCCACAGGGACCGUGGGGCUACCGGGGUGAGCGAGGGUCUAAAGGGGAAAAAGGUGAUGAGGGUUUCAUGGGCCUAAAAGGUUCCAGGGGGGAAACUGGAGAACCAGGCGACAAGGGUUCUACAGGUUUACCGGGGCCACCUGGUCCUGUCGGGCUCAGGGGACCUCCUGGGAUUCGAGGUGGUUAUGGCCCAGACGGCCCGCUUGGACCCGAGGGGGAGCAUGGACUGGAUGGUCUUCUUGGUCCGCUGGGUCCACCGGGUGCACCGGGCAUUACAGGACACGUUGGUGCUCAAGGAGUUAAUGGCUCAAGGGGUGACAUAGGCCCUGCAGGCAGUGUUGGCCGCCAAGGCCCACAGGGGCCCCCAGGUUUGGAGGGGCAGAUGGGGCCUCCAGGACCCAGAGGUCUCCAAGGAACUCCAGGUCUCAGUGGUGCAGCCGGGCCGAAAGGAGAUCCUGGGCCGGUGGGUGUCAUGGGUGUACGGGGUGAACCCGGCUUUGAAGGGCAAGUGGGUGUACCAGGGCAGCCGGGUCCACCAGGUUUUCCAGGAGUGCCGGGUCCCUGUGGGCCAGAUGGAGAAAAGGGGAUUCCAGGACCUAAAGGAGAUAAGGGUGUGCAAGGAGCAGCUGGAGUCGGGGGUCCACAGGGAGAGAUGGGCCCCGCCGGACUUCCAGGUUACCUUGGGCUCAAGGGCCAGCCUGGCCCCAAAGGCACUGAGGGCGGGAAUGGUGAAACUGGUCUUCAGGGAGAACAGGGCAGUAGUGGACUAAAGGGAAACAGGGGACCGGAUGGCCGAAAUGGCAAGCGGGGACCCAGAGGGAACAAGGGUCGUCCGGGACAAAGGGGACACAGCGGCCAACCAGGACCAUCGGGUUCGGCGGGUAACCCUGGACCAGUGGGACCAGAAGGAAAGCCUGGUACACAGGGACCCAUGGGUGUGACUGGCCUUGUGGGUAAUACAGGGCCGAUGGGUUUUCAAGGAAUUUCUGGAGAAAGAGGACCUGAUGGACAACCAGGUUCUAUGGGGCCACAAGGGCCAUCAGGACCUCAGGGUAUGCCUGGAGACCCAGGAGAAACGGGUUUUACAGGGAAACCUGGCUUGGAGGGAUCACAGGGCCCAGUUGGCAUGUAUGGUAUCCCAGGUAACGUGGGCAUGCGUGGGCAUCCAGGUCCCAUCGGAGAGAGGGGAGAGACGGGUUUGCGAGGCUUGCCAGGGCCGGUUGGAAAGCCGGGGCCUCCGGGUCCACCAGGACAAGCUGGGGAGAAAGGAACUCAAGGACCAAGGGGUAGACCUGGCGGUGACGGUCCUAAAGGGAUUCAGGGGGCACAAGGUGCUACAGGGCCACCGGGUGACAAUGGAGCCACUGGGAAACCAGGACCCAGAGGAAGUAAUGGGCCCCCUGGACCUCAUGGCCCUCAAGGGCCAGCAGGAAUCUCAGGCCUUCAAGGUGCUGUUGGAUUAAUAGGAGAAGCGGGAGAACGAGGGGACAAGGGUUUACCUGGCGUAGGUGGUGAUGCUGGCCCUAUUGGACUUGAUGGCCAACAGGGCCUUCCAGGCCACACAGGGGAUGACGGACCACCAGGAGCCAAAGGAGACCCGGGAGACCCAGGACCUUUUGGAAAACCUGGUCCUCCAGGGUCGCUGGGAGAGAGAGGACUUGGGGGUCUAAAAGGAUUACAGGGACCACCAGGAUCCAUCGGUAACGAGGGAGAUGUCGGCCAUCCAGGUGAAGCAGGAGAUCCUGGUUCUAAAGGAAAUAAGGGUGAGGUUGGACUCCUGGGAUUCUCUGGUCCUGAAGGCAUCUGGGGAGAACUUGGAAAAAAUGGUGAAAGAGGCCCAAAGGGAGAGAAAGGCAACAUUGGAUUAAUAGGUGAACCAGGGUUUAUAGGUGAAGUGGGCCCUGCAGGUCUGAUGGGGUUAGAGGGAAGUACUGGAACUUCUGGACCCCUGGGGCCAAUAGGACUUCAGGGACAGAAGGGAGAGUCAGGAGAUACUGGAAUAACUGGACCUCCUGGGUCAAGAGGCCCUGUGGGAAUAGCUGGUGCACGGGGGGUCAGAGGAAACAGCGGCAAGCUGGGACCUCCCGGUCCACUAGGAGGGGUUGGACCUAAAGGUUACCAAGGAACUAAAGGGGAACCAGGACAACAAGGAAUGAAAGGAGAGCCAGGAGCUCCAGGACCACCAGGACAACAGGGAGAUGAAGGCUUGCCAGGCAUCCAAGGCCCCCCAGCUUUGUCUGGCAUUGAGGGGUCUCCUGGAGAAAUUGGACCUCAGGGGCCUCCAGGUCCCAUUGGGAAUCCUGGUGUGAAGGGAAGACCAGGAUCUGAUGGGAAACACGGCAUGAAAGGAGAGAAGGGAGAUGAUGGCGAGAUUGGUUCAGCGGGAAAGACGGGUCAAGUUGGGAGAAGGGGAAAACGAGGAAAAGCUGGAGUCAGAGGGAGCAGAGGCGCAAGAGGACCAAAAGGUGUGAAGGGGGAAACAGGACCACCAGGACACCUUAGCUGGCCAGGAACGAUCGGCAUACCUGGCUUACGUGGAGAGAUGGGGGAUCUCGGGGAGAAGGGGGAACAGACCACCAGGUGA